This is a messenger RNA of Carica papaya (papaya), 2137 nucleotides long. The record is from RefSeq and is a predicted model, not a curated record. NCBI's taxonomy places the organism in Eukaryota, Viridiplantae, Streptophyta, Magnoliopsida, Brassicales, Caricaceae.
AUGUCAGUCCGAAGCGUCUUCACCGAGAGAAAGCUCCCCUUCGUUUUCGCGCUCUCGGGCUUACUCCUUUUCGCCGUCGUUAUUCUCAUCACGAUCAACACCUCUACUACCCGCCUCUCUUUCAUCUCAUCUCUCUCCGACCUCCAACGAUAUUAUUCUUCUUCAGCCCUUGAACCACCACCACCACCACAGCCACGGCCGCCUCUUCCUCAAAACGUCACCGUUUUCUCUCCCGGAUCUCGGAACGACGCCUUGUCGUUUGAGAAAAUUCCUACACUUAUAAAUGCUCAUGACGACGCUGGCGAUGACGGGGAAGCUGACCUCGAUGAUGGGAAUGGUGGGUUGAGCGUGAAGUGGGAGAGGUGUAAAGGGACGGUGGCGGUGGAUAUUAUACCGUGUUUGGAUAACAUGCUGGCAAUCAAGAGGCUCAAAUCUAGAAGACAUAUGGAGCAUAGAGAGAGGCAUUGCCCAAAGCCGACUCCCAAGUGCUUGGUGCCUUUGCCUAAAUGGUAUAAGAUCCCCCUUCCGUGGCCUAAGAGCAGGGACAUGAUUUGGUAUGAUAACGUUCCCCACCCAAAGCUUGUUGAGUACAAGAAAGACCAGAACUGGGUUCGCAAGUCUGGUCAGUAUUUGGUAUUUCCUGGAGGAGGAACUCAGUUUAAAGAUGGAGUUACCAAUUACAUCGACUUUUUACAAAAGACAUUACCAGUAAUUAAAUGGGGAAAGAACAUUAGAGUUGUUCUAGAUGUUGGUUGUGGUGUUGCUAGCUUUGGUGGGUAUUUGAUGGAGAGAGGUGUAAUCACAAUGUCAUUUGCCCCAAAAGAUGAACAUGAAGCUCAGAUACAGUUUGCCUUAGAGCGUGGAUUACCUGCUACUCUAGCUGUGAUUGGAACACAGAAGCUGACAUUUCCUAGUAAUGCUUAUGAUUUGAUUCAUUGUUCACGUUGCAGAGUUCACUGGGAUGCAAAUGGUGGGAAACCACUUUUGGAGCUCAACAGGCUUCUUAGGCCAGGAGGUUUCUUCGUAUGGUCUGCUACACCAGUUUAUCAACAUGAUGAAAGACAUCGUAAUGUUUGGAAUUCCAUGGUAUCUCUUACGAAAUCAAUGUGCUGGAAGGCAGUUGCCAAGACUAGAUUUGGAAGAGUCGGGUUUGUAAUAUAUCAGAAGCCAGACUCGAAUUCCUGCUAUGAAGAACAUGAAGACAACAACAUACCUUUGUGUGAUGAGGAAGAUAAUCAGAAUCCUUCCUGGUAUGUUCCUCUAAGUGGCUGUCUUUCCAGACUUCCAGUUGAUAGCAAGGGCAAGUUCCGAAACUGGCCAUUGCCAUGGCCUCAAAGGCUCAGAAACAAACCUCUAAGCCUUUCAACCAAUGCGGAGGAACUGUUCUAUGAAGAUACCAAACAUUGGGCGGCACUUGUUUUGGACAUUUAUCUUGAUAGACUCGCUAUAAACUGGUCGAAGGUUCGAAAUGUAAUGGACAUGAAUGCUGGUUAUGGAGGCUUUGCUGCGGCACUUAUUGAUCUGCCUCUCUGGGUUAUGAAUGUCAUCCCCAUUGAUUCACAAGACACACUCUCCAUCAUUUUUGACAGAGGGUUGAUUGGAAUCUAUCACGACUGGUGUGAGUCUUUCAGUACUUACCCGCGAUCAUAUGAUCUACUACAUUCAAGUUUUCUCUUCAGUAACCUUACCCAAAGGUGUGACUUGUUAGUAGUCAUUGCGGAGAUGGACCGCAUACUGCGACCUGGUGGAUAUGUUCUGAUCCAGGACACUAUGGAAAUGAUGAAGAAACUGAGACCAAUACUUGAAUCGCUUAGGUGGUCAGUUAACUUCUAUCAAGGCCAAUUUCUAGUUGGUAAGAAAAGUUUUUGGCGUCCGCAGGCUACCUAAAUCAAGUCAUGAAUAAGAGUUCAAGUCAUGAAUAAGAAUCGUAGAGUAGUACCAGCCAUUUGGGUCUGUAGUGGUGGUGCUUCCCCACCCUCUACUAUAUUGGGUUCGAGACCCACUCUUUACAAAAACAUGAAAUAGAGGUUACAAGCAUUUUCUUCCCUUUGUAAACUUGCUCUGGACAAGAUACUGUCAGUACAUGUUUUGGGGUUUAAACAAAAGUAAAUAACUAACUUAGCCUAUUUCCUAUUAA